Molecule: messenger RNA, 717 nt
Organism: Aspergillus udagawae
Lineage: Eukaryota; Fungi; Ascomycota; Eurotiomycetes; Eurotiales; Aspergillaceae
Gene: xgeA
Product: putative endoglucanase
Exons: 2
Coding region: 1-717 (238 amino acids)
Biological process (GO): polysaccharide catabolic process
Molecular function (GO): cellulase activity
Source: RefSeq, a predicted model, not a curated record
AUGAAGUUCAGCCUCUCUCUCGCCCUCUCGCUCGCCGCAGCCACUGCCCAGGCAGCCACCCAGUUCUGCGACCAAUGGGGCUCGGUCACCGAGGGCAACUACAUUCUAUACAACAACCUUUGGGGUAAGGCCCAGGCCAGCUCUGGCUCGCAGUGCACCACCUUUGAAUCUCUUUCGGGCAACACUAUUGUCUGGAACACCAAGUGGUCUUGGUCCGGUGGCCAGGGCCAGGUCAAGAGCUUCGCCAAUGCCGCUCUUAAGUUCACCCCAAAGACCCUGAGCAGCGUCAAGAGCAUUGACUCGACUUGGAAGUGGAGCUACUCUGGCUCUAACAUCGUCGCCGAUGUCGCCUACGACAUGUUCCUCAGCCCGUCCGCCAGCGGCAGCCACACCUACGAGAUCAUGGUCUGGCUAGGUGCUCUGGGCGGCGCCGGUCCCAUUUCCUCGACGGGCUCGCCCAUCGCCACGCCCACCAUCGCUGGCAUCAAGUGGAACCUGUACCUCGGCCCGAACGGCUCGAUGCAGGUGUACAGCUUCGUGGCCCAGUCGACCACGAAGAGCUUCUCCGGUAACAUGCUCGACUUCUUCAAGUACCUGGAGAGCAAGCAGGGACUGUCCAGCAGCCUGUACCUGGUCGACGUGCAAGCCGGUACCGAGCCUUUCAGCGGAAGCAAUGCCGUUUUCACCGUGUCCGACUACUCCGUCAGUGUUGCCUAG